AUGGCUGAAAGGAAAGUAUUAAACAAAUAUAUUCCACCGGAUUACGAUCCGGACUUGAUGAUGAGGAACAGGGAACUACUGCGCAAACACGGUUAUAUGUCUGACACCAAGACUUCAAUUAGGAAGGAUGUAUUGGAUCUGAACCCAAAACUGAUGAACAUAAGAAUGAUGUUUCCUUUCACCUUUCGCUGCUCCUCCUGUAAAGACUUCACGUACGUGGGCACCAAAUUCAAUUCAAGAGCCGAAAAAUUGUACGAAGAGACAUAUUUGGGUAUUGUUAAGUGGAGAUUUUACGCCAAAUGCCCGACAUGUAAAGCCCCUAUUGUAUUCAAAACCGAUCCUAAACAUGGAGACUAUACCCUCGAGUCAGGUGGGAUUCGCACUUAUGAUCCCAAUAGGGAUGCCAUUUUGGCUGCUGGAGAACUCAAGAAAACAGAGGAAGAGGAGCAGCAGGAGGAGGAAGAUAAGAUUAUGCACAAGGCAAAUAUCGCAUUGAAGGAAUAUCAGGAUUAUGAGAGACUUGCUGAACUUAAACGCGUAGCUGGGAGGGCCCAGGAUAGAGAAGUGGCGGCUGCAAAGGCCCUGUUCGACAUACAAACAAAAGAUGAAAAUGAACCUUCAUUGGAGAUAAUUAAUCAAUUCAAAGAGGAACAGGAAAACAUGCUAAGGAAGAUUCUAAAUGUAGAACCAGGCGAUUCUGUUGAAAAUAGCGACAAGGAAUCCCCGACUAAUACUAAUGAAAAAAUCUCUCAGCCCCAAAAUACCGCCGAUAAAUCAGAUAUUCAUGAGGAUAAUGUUGACUUUGAGCACAUAAAAAAUGAACCAUUUUUAUUGGGAUCAUCGCUGAAGAAGCAGUCUGGAGAAACCGCCCUAAAUUCAAAUUUGGCUGUAUCUAUAAAGAAGAAACAAAAGAUCAUCAAUCCAUUUGCCGGUUAUGAUAGUGACUAA
Babesia microti strain RI is the source of this 948-nucleotide messenger RNA. Its product is annotated as UDP-GlcNAc:polypeptide alpha-N-acetylglucosaminyltransferase. Gene Ontology annotation, cellular component: U2-type catalytic step 1 spliceosome. The record is from RefSeq and is a predicted model, not a curated record. Gene Ontology annotation, biological process: mRNA splicing, via spliceosome. The coding region runs from base 1 to 948 and encodes 315 amino acids. Lineage: Eukaryota; Apicomplexa; Aconoidasida; Piroplasmida; Babesiidae. The transcript has 2 exons.